UUCAAGCAUACUGCUGCGUGUUUCCCUCCUCUGGCAUUAGCGGCUUUGCUUAUGACCUUCCCUCGUCGUGAAGCUCUGGGUAUGGCUUACGGGUGAUGGAUCGUGCGUUGCUUGUGACCAGAGUUGUUUUAGUGAAGUGGCAGUGGAGGAAUUAUUAUACUAGUAGUUUUUUGGUUGUACAAUUGAGGUAGGUCUGUCGAACAUGGCGUCUGUGGCGAAUGGCGUGGCGAAACAGAACGGCCAUAGCCAGAGCUGGAAAGCAGCGCCGGAGAAGUCAGCUGUGAAGAAGAUGGAUUCAAUCUAUAACAGCGAUGCGUCUCGGUCGCGGUACGAGGCCUACAGUCGGCUCCAGGCAAGUGCGGUGGCUUUUGGUGAAAAGUUGCCUAUUCCUGAGAUUGUUGCCGUGGGAGGGCAGUCGGAUGGCAAGAGUUCUCUGCUGGAGGCGCUCUUGGGAUUUCGUUUUAAUAUUCGGGAGGUUGAAAUGGGAACUCGCCGACCACUCAUGCUACAAAUGAUCCACGAUCCUGAGGCCUUGGAGCCUCGCUGCCGCCUUCAGGAUGAAGAAUCUGAUGAGUACGGACCAGUGAUCGCCCCCGUCACAGCUGUGGCUGACGCAAUUCGUGUAAGGACUGAAGAAUUUCUGAAGAAACUGGGAACGGCCGUAAGUGCCAAGCCAAUUGUGAUGCGAGCGGAGUAUGCAUUUUGUCCCAAUCUCACGAUCAUUGACACACCUGGCUUUGUGCUUAAGGCCAAGAAAGGAGAGCCGGACAACACUCCCGAUGAUAUUCUAGCCAUGGUGCGGGACUUGGCGGCUCCUCAGAACAGGUUGCUGCUGUUCCUGCAACAAAGCAGUGUGGAAUGGUGCUCAUCACUUUGGCUAGAUGUCGUAAAAUCUAUCGACCCUGCUCUGCAACGUACUAUUGUGGUGGUGUCUAAGUUUGAUAAUCGUCUUAAGGAAUUUGGAGAACGAUGGGAAGUGGAUAAGUAUCUCAGCACCGGAGGUUAUUUGGGUGAGAAUGCCCGUCCUUUCUUUGUGGCUUUGCCCAAAGAUCGGGCGACAUCGAGCAACGAAGACUACCGGCGGCAAAUUUCUGUUGUUGAUUCAGAAGUUCUAAGACAACUUCGCGAGAAUGUUGCCGGAGGCUUUGAUGAGGAGAGAUUUGGGAAUUAUGUUGGAUUUGGAAACCUAAAGCUCUACUUGGAGGCGGAGCUUCAGCGGAGGUAUAGAGAUGCUGCUCCAGAAACGAUGCUACUGUUAAAACAACGGUGCAUGGAGGUGCAAGCUGAGCUUGCUACUGCUGAGGCUAAAAUCAAAGCAUCUGCUGAUGUGACAGCCCUCCGGAAAUUUGCCAUGAAGCAUGCGUGGUUGCUGGCAAGCAAUAUGGUUGAAUUACUUGAUGGCGUAGACAGUCCAGACCCAGCCAAGUGGGGCCGGACUUCAGAGGAAGAGAGAUGCGAGAGUGGAAUAGUAAGAUGGCCAGGUCAAGCCGAGGAUGUUGUGCCGUGUAGUGCUAACCUGAAGCUCUAUGGACGUGCUGCUUUCAAUCGCGUUCUGCACGAGUAUAAAUGUGUGGCUUGCUCCAUAGAAUGGCCUCCCGUCUCAGAGGAAAGGGUUGCAAGUAUUUUGCAGGCUCGUGGAGGUCCUGUGUUUGUGUUAGCUCAAUCAUCAGCUCGAUCUCUUUUGGGCCCUUUGCUGGACACUGUCUGUGAUCGGCUCGUUUUCAUUCUUCGUAAUCUCUACAAGCUAGCGGCUGAGCGAAUGCGGAUUCAACAAUUUUCGAGGGAAAGCACUCAUAAGGAUGCACAUGAUCUCUCCGCGUAUGUCGCAUUUCAUCUCACCUUACGAGAUGCUCAUGAUCGCUUCAUUCGUAAAGUUGCUGCGCGAUCAAAGGACUUGCUAAACCAACAUUUGUCUGCUAUCAUCAGCUCUUUCUUUGAUGUUUGCAAUGAUUCUCACAUGCUCACAUCAUGGAAGAAUGGAAUGACAGCAGGUAGUAUGCGGCCAAUUUAUGCGACUGUCAACUUUCCACAGAUAGAAGACACGGAAGAUCAGUCAGUUUUUAAGAAAGAGGCUACGAUUGAUGAUGAUGAAGGCUUUGGUCACCAGGACUCAAAGAAAGCCCGGAAGGAAAAGAAUGGGGUCAAAGGAGGUGAUGAACGGAGCCACCUUCGUGAAAGUCAAAUUACAGUUCCCGAAACACCUACUCCUGAGCAAGCAGCAGUGGAUGCUAAGAGAAAAGAAUUCGCAAUAGCAAGUGGGCGUCUUUGUGCCCUUGAGGAUACUGCUCAGAAUUUACCCGACGGUUAUAUUGGUAAGAGGAAGAGGAAUAGACGAAGACUUUCAAUCGGAAAGGAGAUGAAGAUGGUUGUCAUGCAAACCACUGGAAGUGGGACCUCGUCAAUUCACAAGGAAAUCUGUAUUAUGGCCGCGGAGCAAUUUGGCAAGAUCCGUCAGUUGCUAGUGGAGCGGACUGUGGAUACGUUGAACGAAGCUUUCCUGGAUCCAAUCCGCAAUCAGCAAGCUAUUGACGUACAAAUGGAGGUUUUUGGAGUCAAGGAUGACAAGUUUUUGGAGAUGUUUGUGGCGCCUGGGGCCAAAGAACAACUCGAGCAGGAGUACGAAAAUCUUCAGAAAAGGAGUAUGAGCCUGAUGACAUGCUUGCAUGAGUUCCGCACCCUCGCACACUCACUAUGAGUAUCUGCAGAAAUCAGUAGGUGGAAUGGUGAAAGACUCCAUCGUCUUGUAUAAAUUCAGUUGUACGAAGCUUUGUGGCUUUACAAUCUCCCCCAUCAUCGAGAGAAUGAAGUUCUACUUAAGUGGAACUAGCUAGAAGCUCCUCUAUGGGGAAAAGUAUUUUGUAGGUCUUGCAUUUAGAUCAACAAGGCAGAAGCAGCCAAGGUGAAGAGGCUUAUGUAUCUCGCUUGGAAACGUAUUGAAACGCACCCCGGAAAUUAUGGGUUUGAGGUAUUUAGAAUUAAGCUAACACGUCUGUCUGUGUUAGCGUCCUCCUUAUGUGAUGCGUCGUGGUUCAAGGAAUGCAUCUACUACGAUUAUUUUAGGGUACUGCUCUGCAGGUGUGUUGAUGCGCACCUUUCAUGAAUUAUAAUUGUAAAAAGUAUGUCGACUGUUACACUCCUAUGGGUAUUCAGAGCCCACAAUGAAUACUUAGUAGUGCUUA
Molecule: messenger RNA, 3179 nt
Organism: Physcomitrium patens
Lineage: Eukaryota; Viridiplantae; Streptophyta; Bryopsida; Funariales; Funariaceae
Product: dynamin-related protein 5A
Cellular component (GO): microtubule; cytoplasm; membrane
Molecular function (GO): GTP binding; GTPase activity; microtubule binding
Source: RefSeq, a predicted model, not a curated record